UCCGCCGGGCCGCGCGGCCCGCCGCCUGCUUCCGGGGCGGGCGGACACUGGGCGCCUGGUGCCGGCGGCAGCAGCCACAGCGCCCCCGGGAAGCAGCAGGAAGAAGCAGGGACGAGUGGAGCCGCCGCAGACUGAGUCGCGGCCGGGAUGUCCGGGCAGCCUCCGCCGCCACCGCCGCAACAGCAGCCGCCGCCGCCGCCCGCCGCCGGGGCCCCGGGCUCCGGAGUCGCCCUACCCGCGCCCGCGGCCGCCAGCGCCGGCUCCUCUCCGGCCGGCUCUCCCGGCGGAGGUUUGGGGGCCGCGGCGGCCGCCCUGCUGCUCCAUCCGCCGCCGCCGCCGCCCCCGGCCACCGCCGCGCCGCCGCCCCCCGCCUCGGCGGCCGCCCCCGCCAGCGCGCCGCCCGGCCUGGCUGCGGGCCCCGGCUCGGCCUCAGGCGUCCCGGCCCCGGGCCUGGCGGCGGGCAGCAGCGCCGCGGCCCCCUUCCCGCACGGCGACUCGGCCCUCAACGAGCAGGAGAAGGAACUGCAGCGGCGGCUGAAGCGCCUCUACCCGGCCGUGGACGAGCAGGAGACGCCGUUGCCCCGGUCCUGGAGCCCGAAGGACAAGUUCAGCUAUAUCGGCCUCUCGCAGAACAAUCUGCGGGUGCACUACAAAGGUCAUGGUAAAACCCCCAAAGAUGCAGCAUCUGUUCGAGCCACGCAUCCAAUACCAGCAGCCUGUGGGAUUUAUUAUUUUGAAGUAAAAAUUGUCAGUAAGGGAAGAGAUGGCUACAUGGGAAUUGGUCUUUCUGCUCAAGGUGUGAACAUGAAUAGACUACCAGGUUGGGAUAAACAUUCAUAUGGUUACCAUGGGGAUGAUGGACAUUCGUUUUGUUCUUCUGGAACUGGACAACCGUAUGGACCAACUUUUACAACUGGUGAUGUCAUUGGCUGUUGUGUUAAUCUUAUCAACAAUACCUGCUUUUACACGAAGAAUGGACAUAGUUUAGAUUUUCACAAACAUUUAAAUCAAACCUUUUCAUUGAAUAAGAAAGCCAUUUUAAAAGGUAUUGCUUUCACCGACUUACCGCCAAAUUUGUAUCCUACUGUGGGGCUUCAGACACCAGGAGAAGUGGUUGAUGCCAAUUUUGGGCAACAUCCUUUUGUAUUUGAUAUAGAAGACUACAUGCGAGAAUGGAGAACCAAAAUACAGGCCCAGAUAGACCGGUUUCCUAUUGGGGAUCGAGAAGGAGAAUGGCAGACCAUGAUACAAAAAAUGGUUUCAUCUUAUUUAGUCCACCAUGGGUACUGUGCCACAGCAGAGGCCUUUGCCAGAUCUACAGACCAGACUGUUCUAGAAGAAUUAGCUUCCAUUAAGAAUAGACAAAGAAUUCAGAAGUUGGUGUUAGCAGGACGAAUGGGAGAAGCCAUUGAAACAACACAACAGUUAUACCCAAGUUUACUUGAAAGAAAUCCCAAUCUCCUUUUCACAUUAAAAGUACGUCAGUUUAUAGAAAUGGUGAACGGUACAGAUAGUGAAGUACGGUGUUUGGGAGGCCGAAGUCCAAAAUCUCAAGACAGCUACCCCGUCAGUCCUCGGCCUUUUAGUAGUCCAAGCAUGAGUCCCAGCCAUGGAAUGAGUAUCCACAAUUUAGCACCAGGCAAAAGCAGUACUGCACAUUUUUCUGGUUUUGAAAGCUGUAGCAAUGGUAUAAUAUCAAAUAAAGCACAUCAAUCAUAUUGCCAUAGUAAACACCAGUUAUCCAGUUUGAAUGUACCAGAGCUAAACAGUAUCAAUGUGUCAAGGUCACAGCAAGUAAAUAACUUUACCAGUAAUGAUGUAGACAUGGAAACAGAUCACUACUCCAAUGGAGUUGGAGAAACUUCAUCCAAUGGUUUUCUAAAUGGUAGCUCUAAACAUGACCACGAAAUGGAAGAUUGUGACACCGAAAUGGAAGUUGAUUCCAGCCAGUUAAGACGCCAGCUGUGUGGAGGAAGUCAGGCUGCCAUAGAAAGAAUGAUCCACUUUGGUCGAGAGCUACAAGCCAUGAGUGAGCAGCUGAGGAGAGAAUGUGGCAAGAACACAGCAAAUAAAAAAAUGCUGAAGGACGCAUUCAGUUUACUAGCGUAUUCAGAUCCUUGGAACAGUCCAGUUGGAAAUCAACUUGACCCAAUUCAGAGAGAACCUGUGUGCUCGGCUCUUAACAGUGCAAUAUUAGAAACCCACAAUCUGCCAAAGCAACCUCCACUUGCCCUAGCAAUGGGACAGGCCACACAAUGUCUAGGACUGAUGGCUCGAUCAGGAAUUGGAUCCUGUGCAUUUGCCACAGUGGAAGACUACCUACAUUAGCUAUGCACUUCAGGAGCUCACACUUACAUUGUGGCAAAUAGUCAACAUGGAAGUAGACCGGCUCUGCUGAUUUGAAAUUUAGAUUUUUUUAAUUAUGUACUGGGGACAGGUUUUUGUCGCUUUACAUUGCUUCCUAGUUUACAGCAUGAUGCAAAUGAUUUUCUAACUUAGUGUUAGGAGAAAAUAUUUUCCAUCUUUUAACCUCUUAGUUGUCUAAGAGUUAAAUAUUACUGAAUUUCAGACGUUCAAAUUGAUCAUCAGAAAUCCUUUAAAAACAAUUACCUAAAAGAAACCAAAAAUCCUGCCUUCUUUGUUGGGGGGAGAAGGGGGAGGAAAUGGAACAAGUUGUGUUUGUGUUAGCAUGUGGGUGAUGUAAACUACAAAUUGGGAGCUGUUCCGACCCCCGCUCCUGUGUAAGCAUUCAAUCAGUGUAACUUGCAAAAUGCAUAAACAUCCGACAGUUUGAAUUUAAUAGUGUUGAUGGAAGAAAUCAUUUUUAAUGUGUACUGUAAAACUUGAAAUACUCAGGAGCUGAGUGAGUAUGUUUGUUGCUACUUACAAUCCCGACCUGUUAGUCCCAGUAAUUUUGUUUUAACAUGGUCUUUUUCAACUUUGUUUCCUGUUUAACUACAGAUGACUUCUGUUGUAGACUCACAAGUUUAACUGUUGUAUUAUAACAGUAUUACAUGUCAACAGUGUGGUUAUGACCUUUAUUUAUAUAAAAACCAAAUAUUUAGUCAAUUUACCGUGUCUUAAUUUAAUCUUUGUACACCUUCCAUUUUUAAGUGCUUAAAUGAGUACUAUAUUGCAAUAAAAAUGUAGUGAUAUAAUUAACCAGCCAUUAAAAAUUUACUUCUACAGA
Molecule: messenger RNA, 3190 nt
Organism: Alexandromys fortis (reed vole)
Lineage: Eukaryota; Metazoa; Chordata; Mammalia; Rodentia; Cricetidae
Gene: Ranbp9
Product: RAN binding protein 9
Exons: 15
Coding region: 148-2328 (726 amino acids)
Molecular function (GO): protein binding
Source: RefSeq, a predicted model, not a curated record